AUGUCCCAAUCUCUCCGUCCCUACCUUCAAUGCGUGCGCUCCUCUCUAACAGCCGCCCUAUCCCUCUCGAACUUUGCGUCGCAAGCUUCGGAGAGGCACAAUGUACCCGAGAUCGAAGCCGCGAGCUCUCCGGAGCUUCUAUUAAACCCCUUGACUGUGUCCCGAAAUGAGCACGAGAAGGUCCUUAUUGAGCCGAGCGUCAACAGCGUGCGAAUUAGCAUAAAGAUAAAACAAGCCGACGAGAUCGAGAAUAUAUUAGUACACAAGUUCACGCGCUUCUUGACCCAGCGAGCUGAGCCUUUCUUUAUCCUGCGGAGAAAGCCGGUGAAGGGCCAUGAUAUCUCAUUCCUGAUCACAAACUUUCACACCGAAGAGAUGUUGAAGCAUAAGCUAGUCGACUUCAUCAUUCAGUUUAUGGAGGAGGUCGACAAGGAGAUUUCGGAGAUGAAGCUUUUCCUGAAUGCGAGAGCUCGUUUUGUGGCAGAGUCUUUUCUUACACCGGCACUCUUGAAAUUUGAUAGAGGGGAGUGUUUAAGGCUGUCCUCUUUGUGA
Messenger RNA from Lindgomyces ingoldianus, 552 nucleotides. Its product is annotated as putative ARP2/3 complex 20 kDa subunit (p20-ARC). The transcript is spliced from 5 exons. The record is from RefSeq and is a predicted model, not a curated record. The coding region runs from base 1 to 552 and encodes 183 amino acids. Gene Ontology annotation, cellular component: Arp2/3 protein complex; actin cytoskeleton. Gene Ontology annotation, molecular function: actin filament binding. Gene Ontology annotation, biological process: actin filament polymerization; Arp2/3 complex-mediated actin nucleation. Lineage: Eukaryota; Fungi; Ascomycota; Dothideomycetes; Pleosporales; Lindgomycetaceae.